UCCCUGUCUCUCACCAGCGCUGGCUAGUGGCAUCACGGCAAGGUCAUCCAUCUGAUAAGAAAAGUAUUGCUGCGGAAAAGAAAGAGUCAGCAAUAGUGUGCUGCGCCUUUAGUUCUCCGGCAAUCCGUUCUUAUCCCAGCAAUUCUUUCAUCAGGGAAGAAAAAAAAGAGAGAACAAGUUAACAAACACAAAGACCGUGCAGUGUGUGCCAUCUAUAUAAGCCUCCUCGUCGCAUCACCCGUCCAUCUCCCUGUUAACCGCUGCUGCUGACCAAUCGCCUUCCCUACUUGCCAAGUUGCCAACUUGCCAUUGCCAAGAAGGGCAGCAGAAGCCACGGCGAUCGGCUCGCGAGAGGACCGGUCGAGCCAUCGAGGUAGCAGCAGCAGCUGGUCGCCAUGAGCCGGGGCGGCGGCGUCGGCAAGCACCUCCAGCACGUGCGCUGGUUGUGGCGGGCGCCGCGGCGGGCGCUGUGCGCGGCGCGGGACCUGUACGUGCGCAGCCUCACGGGGUGCGCGGGCCACCUACCGGGGGAGGCCGCCUUCGGCUACCCGUCCUUCGCCGGUGCGCCGGGGUUCCGCGUCGACAGCUUCGCGUCGUCCCGCCGCUCCUCGGACGCCGGGGACGAGGACCUGCGGGAGCUCAUCCGCGCCGCGUCGCAGCGGAGGGCGGCCGAGGCCGCCGCCGCGGCGCACCCGGCGGCCGUGCCGCGGAGCCAGAGCGUGGCCAUGGCGCGGAUCGACGAGGACCGGCCGUGCGACUUCGGCGGCCCCCUCGUGUUCCCCAGGAGCCGCAGCUGCGCCGUCGGGGCCGCGCGGAGGGGCAGGGUGGCCGCGCUCGCCGCCUGAUGAUUCUUGUUCUUGUUCUACGGCGCGCAUGCGACGGCCACAGCUCUGCAAGGAAGCAGGCCCUUGUGACGAACAGAACAUAGAAGGGCAAGCCCACCGACCGAGAGAAAAGGCAGCCGCACCGUCAGUGUGUGCCCGUGGUUUCGCUGUCCCAUGACUCCCAUCAUCAUCGUUCCUCUCGGCUCCCUUCCCUCAGGUCCGUCUCCCUCCCCUUCUCUCGCCAUCUCCGUCGAGCACAGUCCUCUUGGAUGGCUACGGCGGCGCUCGUGACCCAUUACCGAUACUGCACCGCCCAAAAUGUCGACCACUUCGCUCCUCCUCUCCGUUGCCACCGAUUUAGAUGGACAUGCGGUCGGUGACUGCGUACGACAACCCUAGCCACCGUCUUCAACCACCUCAAGUCCCACCCCGGCACUCUCCUGGCCUCCUCCACCUCCUCUACUGACGCCGCCCCCGCUCGAGUUCGCCGAGCGCGUCGCCCAGUUCCAGCAACACGCUGACAGCAUGGUACAGCCGCUGCCAAGCUUCACCUCCAUUGGAACCGAUCCACAGUAGCAGCACGCCAUCACAACAGGAAAGGACUACCCAUCCUCCUCAACCAUAUCUGCGACCUCGCCGCCGAAUCCUCCGCGACAUCUCCAUCCCCGCGGCAGCACCGAUGCCCCGUCGUGCCCCUCUUCACUGUCUCAGCUCACGGACGCUAGUAAACUGGUGUGUUUUCGUUAUUGCAACCGUCGACAGAGAACAACAAGGAGGGCACGAACCAAUCUGAAUGACGUGUGACAGUUACUCUUCUCAGGUUGUUGCUACCGUUGUGCUCUAUCUAUCAUUUUUGCAUUCCACGCUUCCUGAGGUUGUGCUUGCAUAGGAUCAAGUAGUAUAGGAUCACGUAGCUAAUGCUAUCCUUAUGAGGUCAAGCAAGCUACUGCCUUUGAUUGAGCCUGUUUGUAAUUUUUCCAUUCUCUGUUUGUUCAUUUAGUUGCCUCUAAUGGAAGAAUCAAGAAUGAUGAGAGCUUAAGUUCUGAAGCAUUAUAUCGGAUUUGCAUCUUAAUAGGUCUUAUGCAUACAAAGGUAACUGCCAAUACCACUGAUUUCCCUUCCUUCAAUUGUUUUACAUACUGCAACAAAGGUAUAACUAAUGACCCCAAGUUCCAAUUGCAUAAAUUUAGGUGACUCCUUUUAGAUUAUGUGAUGAAUUUCCAGAAUGUAUGAAGGUUUGUAGUCAGUUUAAUUUGCUGUUACUACAAAGUGUUCUAAUUCCUACUCAGGAUAUCUCAUAGAAAAUCUUUCAUUCCUUGCAGAUUCUGCUCUAUAAUGCAUUGGUUGCUGAGCAGAAGUCAUAAAGUUUCAGCUUUGACAUAGUUAUAUCCUUCUUUGUUUGCAAUGAAAUUACUGAUGCACGAGGAAAUGCAUUUUGUAAAACUUUUCAGAUAGGCUAUCUGUUAAUCUUCAAGUUUUCACAAGGCUGUAAUCACACCGGCUAUGUUCAUGAGUGGAACAACUACCAUUGAUGUUCAA
Molecule: messenger RNA, 2363 nt
Organism: Panicum hallii
Lineage: Eukaryota; Viridiplantae; Streptophyta; Magnoliopsida; Poales; Poaceae
Exons: 3
Coding region: 396-845 (149 amino acids)
Source: RefSeq, a predicted model, not a curated record